UUUUACCUUGUUCUACCUCAGUGCACUGUGUAAUGAUCUGAUCUGUAUGCAAGAAAAUCUUUCCACUGAAUCUCGGUACAAGUGACAAUAAUAAACACAAAAACAAUUCCAACAAGGAAAACGGUGACAGACACAAGAGAUUCUGCAGAUGCUGGAAAUCUUGAGGAACACACACAGAAUGCUGGAGGAACUCAGCAGGCGUCAGGGGAAUAAACAGACGAGAUAUUCGAGCGAAGACCCUUUAUCAUCAGGUUGCGUUACCGCGUUUCUCCAGCAUUUUGUGAGAGAAAGCAGUAACAGAGUGCAGAAUUGAGUGCGGGAAGCGGAACGAUAGGCAUGCACUACCGGAGCAGUUUCAGCGCUGCACGCAUUGGUGAUACGGAAGGAGAAGGGAGAGACACCGCCGUGAGCGGGCGGACGGACCGGGCUUCAAACCGAAUCGGGGAUGGCAGGCAGCGGCGGGUCGGGCGGCUGAUGGAGUCGCUGGCCGCCUACGUGUACAAGGCGGCGAGCGAGGGCCGGGUGUUGACGCUGGCUGCGCUGCUGCUGAACCGCUCGGAGGCCGAGUGCCGCCGGCUACUGGCGCAGCUGAGCCCGGGGCCCGGUGGUGGGCCCGGCGGCAGCGGCGGUGGCGGCGGCGGGGGCCAGCGGGCCACUCCGCUCAUCGCCGCCGCCCGCAAUGGCCAUGCCAAGGUGGUGCGACUGCUGCUCGAGCACUACCGGGUGGAGACCGAGCAGACGGGAACCGUGCGCUUCGACGGCUACGUGAUCGACGGCGCCACGGCGCUGUGGUGCGCGGCGGGCGCCGGCCACAUCGACGUGGUGCGGCUGCUGGUGGCGGGCGGCGCCAACGUCAACCACACUACGGCCACCAACUCCACGCCGCUGCGCGCCGCCUGCUUCGACGGGCGCCUCGACAUCGUGCGCUUCCUGGUGGAGAACCGCGCCGAUAUCCGCAUCGCCAACAAGUACGACAAUACCUGCCUGAUGAUCGCCGCUUACAAGGGGCACACCGAAGUGGUGAGGUACCUGUUGGAGCAGCACGCUGAUCCCAACGCCAAGGCACAAUGCGGGGCCACUGCGCUACACUUUGCAGCUGAAGCAGGCCAUCUGGAGAUCGUCAGGGAGCUGGUGAAGUGGCGGGCUACCAUGGUGAUGAAUGGCCACGGCAUGACUCCACUGAAGGUGGCCGCUGAGAGCUGCAAGGCGGACGUGGUGGAGCUGCUGCUCUCCCACGUGGACUGCGACCGUGAGAGCCGCAUCGAAGCCCUGGAGUUGCUGGGUGCUUCCUUUGCUAAUGACCGCGAGAACUACGACAUUGAGAAGACCUAUCAUUACCUGUACCUGGCUAUGCUGGAGAGGCACCGCGACCCUGACAACCCACUUGAGAAGGUUACCCUCCCUUCCAUUGAGGCCUACGGCGGGCGCGCAGAGUGCAGGACCCCACAGGAGCUAGAGGCCAUCCGGCAGGACAGGGACGCCCUUCACAUGGAAGGGCUGAUCGUACGCGAGCGGAUCCUGGGCUCCGACAACAUUGACGUUUCGCACCCUAUCAUCUAUAGAGGGGCAGUGUAUGCAGACAGCAUGGAGUUUGAGCAGUGUAUCAAGCUGUGGCUUCAUGCCCUGCACCUGAGACAGAAAGGCAAUCGCAACACCCACAAAGACCUGCUGCGCUUUGCGCAGGUCUUCUCACAGAUGAUACACCUGAACGAGCCCGUGAAGCCUCGGGACAUUGAGAAUGUCCUGAAAUGCAGUGUGCUGGAGAUAGAGAGGGGCCUGGCACGAAUCAAAAACCCGUCUGACAUGGACGUGCAGACGGCCAUGGACAACUGUGAAUCGAACAUAUUUACCUUCCUGUAUCUGGUGUGUAUCUCCACCAAAACGCAGUGCAAUGAGGAGGAACGGGCACGCAUCAACAAGCAGAUCUACAGACUGGUUCACCUGGACCCACGGACCCGGCAUGGCUCCAGCCUGUUGCACCUGGCAGUGAACUCCAGCACGCCGGUCGACGACUUCCACACCAGCGAUGUGUGCAGCUUCCCCAGCGCUCAGGUCACCAAGCUACUGCUGGACUGCGGCGCUGACAUGAAUGCUGUGGACAAGGAUGGCAACGGGCCGCUCCACAUCAUCGUGCAGUACAACCGGCCCAUCAGCGACUUCCUCACCCUCCACGCCAUCAUCAUCAGCCUGGUGGAGGCUGGAGCCCAUGCGGACAUGACCAACAAGCAGAAGAAGACCCCACUAGACAAGAGCACAACUGGCGUGUCUGAAAUCCUCCUCAAGACUCAGAUGAAGAUGAGCCUGAAGUGCCUGGCUGCCCGAGCAGUGAGACUUCACAACAUCAGUUACAAAAGUCAGAUCCCUCAAUCAUUGGAAGAAUUUGUAGAAUUGCAUUGACUUUUAAGAUGAUUCUUUACCAGACUGGUACUAGGUAUGGCCCUAACACAUUAGUUUAUGGGAUUGAUCUGCUGAUUACGUAGCUGUUUUGUCUUAUCCCGUCGUCUCUCUGAACCCAGCCCACAACCGUUCAGAUUGUCUAUGGUGCUUCCUUGGCGCUUUCAUCAAAUAGGCUCGAAUGAUGCAAAGUGCCCACAAACUAAAAUUUUAAACUUGUGUAAGUUAUAAAAAUCGAUCUUUUUGUUUAAGGUUCAGAUCAAACCUUGUGUCUUCCAACAACAUUAAGAUAUGAGAAGCAGGAGCAGAUCACACAUGUUGGCCUACAAACGGGAAGUAAUUUGAAUUGCAAUCUCUUUUUCUUCUUCCCCUAUACUAUUAUUGCCCAAGGAUAAAGAAAGUACCAGUCUGAACUAUUGUUAACAAGUUUUGUGAUAAGAUAGUUGAUUGAUUUUUUGAUGACCGCUGCCCUGCCUUGUGUAGCUGGUUUCACAGUGGAUAGGAAAGCAGGAACAUCUGAUUUGGUUUAGCAGUAGCAGUGCAAUCACUUGAGUUGAGUAUAAUGUUCUCCUGAGCAUGUUAUCUAUUGUUCCCUUAAUAGAGAACGCCUGUGUGUGACUUUGCUUAAUGUGGGGAGGCUGAUGCAUGGCAGCCGCCGCAUGGUCCUUGAGGGAUUGGGUCAGGGUCCAGUGGCGUGGAACACAAGUUGACUGGGGACCCUCCUCUGCCUUCGCUGCAGAUGUGAUGUGACAUUAUCUUCCAUAAGCUGCACCAUUGAGAACUUUGUUUUAUCCCUCACUUGCCCAUGCUGGGUGGCAAAUGACUUUGAAAUUUUUAUUGUUAGAAUGUUAACAGCAAAAUGUGAAAUUUGUACAAUGUUUUUGGAGAAUGUCAGUGAACUCGAGUGAUUGCACUACUACCCUUGAAGAUCCCACAGCGUGGCUCAGGUGCUACCCUGAGCACGUCUGCUGCAGUGCAGUUGAUGUGUAUGCAUGAUCUGGCUUCACCUUUCUUGUAAGGUAAAGCACUCCUUGGUUACUUCAUUUUGUUUCUGUGCAAGGUGUAAACUUUUCUAGUUACCAGAACCAAGGACUUUAAAUCUAUCAGCAAAUCUAGCCCCUUAUUGUGGUGGGAGUGGCUGUGACCAGGCACUGAGGGGAAGUCUUCCUUCUUGCUACCCUGUCGGUUUUUGAAACUUACUUAAUAGAAUCUUUAAAGAAUCAAUGCUGCGGCAAUCCUAGCUGUUCUAACAAAAUGGGAAGGUGUGCCAAAAUCUUUCAAGCUACUUCUAACCACCACUAUCCAUCAUGUUAAUAUUGUACAGUUGCGAUGUGGGUUCAUUUCAAGGCAAAAUGGCUCACGUUUGCUACAGCUGCCCACCCAGUUAAUGGGUGAAUGAUCCUGUUGGUGUUGAUCUGAGACCAGUCAGGGCCCCUUUACUUGGAAGUACAGAGGUUAAGGUCACAUGAGAAUCAGGUUGUCCUGCCCUGCGUAGCCAAGUAUCAUGUCACUCAGGCUAAGCUUGUACGUGAAGGUGGAUUAGUCUUGGGUGAGAAGAUUAAUUUUGGCACUAUGGAGGGGUAUAAAAUUUUGGAGAGGAUGGGGCAAUGGAUUGAUUAAAGGAGCAAAGAUCUAAAACUGAUCCAUACUCAGUUGUGAGAGAGUUUACUGUAUUAUUUCAUUCCCUGGAUCUUAAAGAAUAACUUAAGUGGAGAUUCUUAAGAUUACUGGUUUCAUCUUAAUUUCUAACAUCAAGCAAAGUUCUGAAUUGCAGAGUGUAUUUAAAACUGGCUGGGAAAUGAGAGGAAUUGAAGUUCUUAACUUUUAUAAUUUUCCUUCUGAUGUGAUUGUGGUAGAUUGGUUCAUUUGGUUUUGUUGAAGACCUUGUGAUUUUACUUUGGUUAGUAUAUGCCUGUUAAGUAACAUACUCCAUGUUCUCACGACACGUCUGAAAUGCUGUUUCAGCAGGAGGUCCCUGUUUCACCUUGCAGUUGGUUUCACCCUUUAUGAGCUCUCAUGUGAUGAGAACCAUAUAAAUCCUAAUAUACAGUUGCUUUGACAGUAUUCCAACAUGGAAGUGGAAUCAGGCAAAGCAGUGGGAGUAGUUAAACAAAUCAAUAGGGUUGUUUGUUAAUGUUUUUCCUUAUUCCUUUUUAAAAAUUAUUUUUUGAUGAACAGUCAAUUUUGGAACCAUAAAUGUCUGUAAUAGAGGUUUUUUAAAUCUUCUUUAAAAACCUGAUUCCAUACUGGUGUGGUUUCUGCUGUGACUUUGACAGAUAUCUGCUUUCACUUCAGAGUUUCGAUUUCCAGUGUAUUUGUAGUACAUGUAUAAGAUUGACCCUAAGUUAAAUUAAGCUCUGAAAUGGAAGACUGAACUGCUGCAAGUACAGUACUAACUAAUUAGGUUUAACCCAAGGUCUUGUGUUCCUGUUGUUGAUACUUCAGUCUACCUUUUCUCAACAUAUUUUUGUUUAAGGACAAUGAAAUCAAAUCAUGCAUGGAUACUUUGCUUAACAAUUGAGGGAAUGUUUUAAGCCCAUGUUUUCUUGAAUAUAUUUGAUCAUUGAACUUGAUUCUGUGGAAGCAGAAGAAAAUACUAGAAGAGGAGCAGGAGUAGACAUGUCACCCAUUUCAAUUCUACUUCCCAUUCCGACAUGUCAGUCCAUGGCCUCCUCUACUGUCGUGAUGAGGCCACGCUCAGAUUGGAGGAGCAACACCUUAUAUUCUGUCUGGGUAGCCUCUAACCUGAUGGCAUGAAUAUCAAUUUCUUGAACUUCCAGUAACUGCCCCCCCUCCUUUCAUCAUUCCUUAUUCCUAUUUUCCUCUCUCACCUUCUUUUCCUACCUUCCCAUCACCUCCCUCUGGUGCUCCACCCCUUCCCAUUCUUCUAUGGCCUGUCCUCUCCUGUCAGAUUCCCCCUUCUCCAGCCCUUUAUCUCUUUCACCAAUCGACCUUCCAGCUCUUUACUUCACCCCAUUCCCCUGUCCUGGUUUCACCUAUCACCUACCACCUUGUACUUCUUCCUCCCCUCCCCCCACCUUCUUAAUCUGACUUCUCUUCCUUUCCAGUCCUGAUAAGGGUAUUGGCCCCAAAAGUCGACUGUGUGCUCUUUUCCAUAGAUGCUGCCUGGCCUGCUGAGUUCCUCCAGUGUUUUGUGUGUGUUGCUCUCAGACAUGUCCUGUCUUUCAGUGUAAUGUGGACAAUCCUCCUCAGGCACUUACUCUUGUAUCUAUUCCCAUGACCCUCAGUUUUUUAAAUCUUUAAACAAUUUAUCUCCUACAUUAAACAGCGCUGCUGCUGCAUAACUGGCUUUAAAAGAAAAUUGAUAGAAGUAAUUUGUAAAUAUUGAUCUUAAAAUUUUCAAAUGUGUUACCCAUUGCCUUUCUGGUACAACUAGUAGGUCACUGGAGCAAAGUAUAAAAAGUCUUAGUUUUAAUUCCAGUUCUUUGUAAAAAUAAUAGUGAUCCCCUCAUCUGAGAGCCUGUAGAUUCAGUGCUGUUGAGGUGAGAUUGGGUGCUGGGCUGUGAAGAAUAGCUUGCAAUUGUACACCGUAGCAUCCAUGAAGUAUGAUCACUUGGACAAGCUGAUGGAAGGCUGUUGGAACUGUGCCAUUCUUAGAAGGAGAACCAUAUUUUGGGCACCUGUUCUCCAGGUUUAGCAGAAUGUCAUAUUUAGGAUGUCUAGAAUGUCUCACUAUUGACUGUAAAUUCCUAUUGUUUCACAGAUGUGAAAGGCCCACAGCUCACGAAGAACCAUAGGGCCGAGGGAGGUUGAGAAUCUCUUUCACACAGGCGAACCGACAGUUGGAGCACUUCAGCAUUCAGUGUAAUGUGUCCAAGUUGUGGCUUGAGGCUUAUUGGUUCCACAUUGCACGCAUUCUGUAGUCUAUGUCUAGACCUCUUGGCACACUUGGUGACUUUACAUCUUUUGUAUAAGGUGGGAAGGUUUUAGGGGAAACAGCGAAGCCCCUUACCGCAAUGCCAGUGGAUUAAAAUCAUGUUUUGCCGUAGUUGUUGAAGGCAAUACUUUUAUCAGCUCUCCCACAUCUAUAGAGUGUUUGUAAUCUUGACAAUUCAGGUCAUCAGUGUGUUUGAUUCUUGCUGCUUCUCACUUUGAGAGAAAAAGCUACAGUUAUCCAGAAGUGCACCUCGUGCUACUUCACUUUCCUCAGUUGCUUGUGAGAACAUAUCAAUCAAAAUAAUCUUGAUAAUUUUUGAAAAUAAUAUGUACAAAAAGAGCUUAAUGCCUUGGCUUCUGGCAUUAAAAACAAAACUACCUGGAUUGAAAUGAAUGGCUGUUAAAUUUGAAAUGCUUUACUUUUUAUUACUUGAAUGUUCCUUUUAACUUAGAACAAAAGGAGAUUUGCAAAGGAUGCUACCACGGCGCAUCCUUUUUGGAUGUCGUCAAGUGCUUUAUGGCCAAUGAACUACAUUUGAAUUUUUGCCACACUUGUACCAGAGCCGUUUGAUUCACUUCAGGCACCAAUAGUGAUGACUUUAUGGCAAACAUGUGGGACACAGGUCCACAGGUAUGGGGCUCUUUGCAGGUUGUUCUUGGGAUUUCAGAAAUGAUUAAAACAUUGGGGAAAAGUUUUUAAUCAAACAAUGAUGGAACUGAGUUGUUGGUGGGAAAAGGAAUUUAUGUUCUCUUGAUAUUGACCGGAUCAAAAUUGUUUGUUUUCAGAGAAGAUUUCAAGAUGUCAGAUACUUUGCAAUUUGGACUAUUAAUCAUGCUUAUUUUACUUUGAUUUGUGGUUUUUAAGCUUUUCCAGUAAAUUCAUUCAUGAGGUAUGGAUUUUGAUAUUGCUGAUAAGGUUGACAUUUAUUCCUGAUUGGACCUUGUUAUGAGGAAACAAUUAACAGUAAAUUGUGUUCAUGAGUCUGCAGCCUAGGUAUAGGCCAGACAGGAUAAGAAUGGCAGAUUUACGUCCCUGAAGUCUACUGGUGAAUCAGACGCCCUUUAUGACCGUCUAGCAGUUUCAUAGUCACUGUCACUGCUGCCAGGUGUUUUUUAAGUACUGGAUUUAUUUAAUUACUUGAAUUUACAUUCUUCAGUUCUGGUGGUGGAAUUUGUACUUGUGUGUUGCUGGAUGCUUGUAGAGCAAUUCAACUACUGAGCUUCUGCUCACUGAACCUGUCACAAUCUCUCAUUAUUGGAUUCUCUCCUUCCCAUUUAAAGAGCUCUUUGGACAUUUUUAAGCUUUUCAUUUAAAAGCAGCUUUGUACCUAAUCCUGAAUAAAAGGAGAACUGAAUCAGAGAGUUGUGAAUUUCCCAGUUUAUAAAAGUGAACUCAUCUUUUUGAAAUUGGACAUCAGUUAUCUAAAAUGAUCUUUCAUUAGUUCUGCUGGAGUCCAGUUAAACCCCAUUAUAGCACUGUCAUCAAGAAAGUUACUGGGUUUUUCUGCCAAAUACAGUGGGCAGAAAGAUCUAUGCUUUAAUGUUGAUGCUUUUACCUAAUAUCUUUUGAGCUGCUUACAGUGAUUAAAAUUGUCAUUGUCACAGACCAUGAACCUGCAUUUGGCAGGAGUUGCGUAUUCAUAUUGCUAUCGUCAGUUACACAACUUGAAGGACUGUUUCCUUUUACUUGGGUGUUCUUGCCUGGGUUAAUUGAUAUCAAUAGCCCCUACUGAACUGGUCUUUUUGUGCCUGUUGACUGUACUGUACAGAGACUGUUUAGUAUAUGCACGCAAGGUGCAUGGGCACUCUUCCCACAGACACCUAUGGCAAUAUUUCCUCAUAGAAUCCUACCUACACUUCACCAGCCACAUAUCUAAUGACUUCCCAACUUAAUUGUGCUUCCUCGGUAUGGAUAAGCCUAAUUCAGGGGUAUCCCAGGGCAUGAAGCUGCUGGUUGUGAACAAUGUUGUUAUAAGAUGCUGUUAUCCAAGACUUCAGUAGUAUACUCAAACUCAAAAGCCCUAAAUUAAUUAAACUCCCAACGCGAGUAGUGAUGGGGUGAGGUGUGGUUUGAUUACACAGUCAAAUGAUUAAUACUGCUAAUUUUCAUUUCAUUCAGUGUAAAUUAUUUUUACAAAUUUAAAAAAAAUUUCAAAUAAAGUGGCAAUCUGAACAGUGCUGACUUGCGCGAGAUAUUGUUAUAUUCAAUUAAAGCCACUUUUGUGGGCCUGACAUUGGUUCAUUGUGCAUCUAUGAAACGCCCUCCUUAAAUGUCAUUCCUUCGGCAGUUCGUAACCAACACAGAAGGAGCAUGUAAUUGUAGUCGUUAUAUGUUUUCAAAGCCCUUCAAAGCAGUGUGCUAAAUUAUUCAGUGCUAAACUCAGCAUUACCACUAAAUGCCUUAACAAUGGGAACAAUAAUGGUAGGAGGAUGAAAAUACAGGUCCUGGUUAACCUUACUGCUAUUAAACUCUUGAUAUUUGAUUUGCUGAUUUGCAAUAGUUGAGCUUUUGUAAGGCAGCAUUUAAAAAAGAAUAUAAACACUGAAGAUCCGAUCAAAUCGCAGCCUUGUGGUCAUGGGCCCUUCUCUUGACAUGGUCCGUGCAAGAAAUGACCCUAAAGUUUUUAAUGAUGAAAGUCAAUGACCAUCGAAAUGCCAGUGGGUGCAUAAUUUCUGUAUGUAUUAAGUUGAAAUGCCAUGGCACUUUGCACUAUAAUUCCUCAGGAUGUAUAACCUUGUGUAAUUUGUUCACCACAAUUCCCAAGCUGGGAAUUUAAUAUUUCCUAAAAAUUUUAAAUUAGUUGCAAAAUUAGGUUUAUUACUGGAUUUUUAGACACACCUUUUAUGUCCUGAAUCCCCACACUACUGGUAUUUUUUGGAAAAAGCCGGGGAAUAAUGUAAUGAAAUAAUUCAUUCUUGAUUCUUGUAAAAUGUGACUGUUUUGUUUAAAUAAAGCUGUAAUGUAUACUGAAAACAAAG
This is a messenger RNA of Mobula hypostoma (lesser devil ray), 9270 nucleotides long. RefSeq names its product fem-1 homolog b (gene fem1b). The transcript has 2 exons. Gene Ontology annotation, molecular function: protein binding. Gene Ontology annotation, cellular component: nucleus. Lineage: Eukaryota; Metazoa; Chordata; Chondrichthyes; Myliobatiformes; Myliobatidae. Bases 337 to 2397 code for a protein of 686 amino acids. The record is from RefSeq and is a predicted model, not a curated record.